AUGCUCUGCAUCACUCCUGUUGUUAACACUGUCAGCAAGGUUCUAGACACUGAUGUUCAAGAAAGCGAAUUUAAACUGGAAAAAGGUGUAGAGAAGAGCUGUGAUGGUCAGAAUGGAAAGAGCCCCUUUGAGAGGAAACUUAAUGAACACAACCUGUUUAGCUCAGCAAACCCACUGUUUGUAACGUGGAAGAUUGGUCGAGAUAAACGAUUACGUGGAUGCAUAGGUACUUUUUCCGCCAUGAACCUGCAUUCAGGACUCAGGGAGUACACACUUACUAGUGCCCUUAAAGAUAGUCGUUUCCCCCCAAUGACGAGGGAUGAGCUGCCACGGCUUUUCUGCUCAGUGUCUCUACUCACUAACUUUGAAGAUGUAUGUGACUACAUGGACUGGGAGGUGGGUGUACAUGGCAUUAGAAUAGAAUUCAUCAAUGAAAAAGGAUCAAAACGCACCGCCACCUACUUACCGGAGGUUGCAAAGGAGCAAGGAUGGGACCACAUUCAAACCAUAGACUCCUUAUUGAGGAAAGGAGGCUACAAAGCUCCCAUUACUAAUGAAUUCAGGAAAACAAUAAAGCUAACCAGGUACCGUAGUGAGAAGAUGACAAUGAGCUACACAGAGUACCUUGCCCAUCGUCAGCAUCAUCACUUCCAAAAUGGUAUUGGGCACCCCCUUCCACCAUACAACCAUUAUUCCUGA
Messenger RNA from Phaethon lepturus (White-tailed tropicbird), 699 nucleotides. It is a transcript of the gene AMMECR1, whose product is annotated as Alport syndrome, mental retardation, midface hypoplasia and elliptocytosis chromosomal region gene 1. Gene Ontology annotation, cellular component: nucleus. NCBI's taxonomy places the organism in Eukaryota, Metazoa, Chordata, Aves, Phaethontiformes, Phaethontidae. The coding region runs from base 1 to 699 and encodes 232 amino acids. The record is from RefSeq and is a predicted model, not a curated record. The transcript has 7 exons.